ACAACAGCCAACCAAGUCAAUCCCAAGCCAACCCCCGGAAGGUCUGAUUUCUCGCCUUCCUCAGAGAGGGGCAUGGCAUCGAACAGCAUCUUCGAUUCCUUCCCGACCUACUCGCCAACCUUCAUCCGCGACCCGAGCACCAGCCGCCGCUUCACACCUCCCUCCACGGCCUUCCCCUGCGGCGGCGGCGGCGGCGGCGGCGGCAGCGGCGGCGGCAAGAUGGGCGAGAACAGCGGCGCGCUGAGCGCGCAGGCGGCCGUGGGGCCGGGCGGGCGCGCCCGGCCGGAGGUGCGCUCGAUGGUGGACGUGCUGGCGGACCACGCGGGCGAGCUCGUGCGCACCGACAGCCCCAACUUCCUCUGCUCCGUGCUGCCCUCGCACUGGCGCUGCAACAAGACGCUGCCCGUCGCGUUCAAGGUAGUGGCGCUGGGGGACGUGCCCGAUGGAACAGUGGUGACCGUGAUGGCUGGCAAUGAUGAGAAUUACUCUGCGGAGUUGCGUAAUGCCUCGGCGGUCAUGAAGAACCAGGUGGCCAGGUUCAACGACCUUCGCUUCGUGGGCCGCAGUGGGCGAGGGAAGAGUUUCACACUGACCAUCACCGUGUUCACCAACCCCACCCAAGUGGCCACCUACCACCGAGCCAUCAAGGUGACCGUGGAUGGACCCCGAGAACCCAGACGGCACCGGCAGAAGCUGGAGGACCAGACCAAGCCAUUCCCUGACCGCUUCGGGGACCUGGAACGGCUGCGCAUGCGAGUGACGCCGAGCACGCCCAGUCCCCGUGGCUCGAUCAGCACCACCAGCCACUAUAGCAGCCAGGCCCAGACCCCCAUCCAAGGCACCUCGGACUUGAACCCGUUCUCCGACCCCCGCCAGUUUGACCGCUCCUUCCCAGCGUUGCAGACGUUCACGGAGAGCCGUUUCCCCGACCCCAGGAUGCAUUACCCCGGGGCCAUGCCGGCCGCCUUCCCCUACAGCGCCACGCCGUCGGGCAGCCUCAGCGUGGCCAGCAUGCCCACCACCGGCCGCUUCCACCACACCUACCUCCCGCCGCCCUACCCGGGGGCCCCGCAGAACCAGAGCGGGCCUUUCCAGGCCAACCCGUCCCCCUACCACCUGUACUACGGCGCGUCCUCCGGCUCCUACCAGUUCUCCAUGGUGGCCGGCAGCAGCAGCAGCGGGGGCGAGCGCUCCCCGACCCGCAUGCUGGCCUCCUGCACCAGCAGCGCCUCUGUCGCCGCGGGCAACCUCAUGAACCCCAGCCUGGGCGGCCAGAGCGACAGCGUGGAGGCGGACGGCAGCCACAGCAACUCCCCUACCGCCCUGAGCACGCCGGGCCGCAUGGACGAGGCCGUGUGGCGGCCCUACUGACCCCCCCGGGGUCCAAGCAGAUGGCUCCCGGCGGAGGCAGGGAUCCCACGAAACUUCCGGACAAGUGGCUGGCCCGGCUCCGAAGCUCCAGGCAGGAGUGGGACUUAUCGCUCCAGGCCAGUCAUGGGCGCAGCGGCCACAAGGCCUGGGGCCUAGAGCUGGUGGGCGGCUCUGAGAGCAUCCAGUCCAGCCACGUCAUUGUACAGAUAGGUAGGGACCUCCCUCAGGACGCUGCCCCUAGCCCAGACCCUCCUCAUCUCAUCCCACAUUCCUGUGGGAAGCUUAUCCUCCUGCCGCGCCCCCAGAAUGACCUGGCUCUCCCCAGCCAUGCCCGGUGCUAUCACAGGGCCCAGGGCCCCUGGGGCAGAGACCAUCUCUGUUCCAGAGAGAGGUGGCUUUUGCCCACACGGCUUGGCCUCUGACCCACGGGGCCCUGGAAAGACCUCCCCACCCGCUCCCCUUCCUCAGAGACCCUGUACCCGUGGGCCCAGCCCUUCCUUAGCAUUUAUGCAAAUUGAAUCAGAACUGGAAGGUCUCUCCACCCCUGAAAGGGUUUUCCUUCAUUGUAUAGAUGGGGGCAGGGUCCAUCCAAGGGCCCCUGGAAGUCACUGGCAGAGAUGGGAUGAGAAUACCCUCAAGCCAGUCUCCCCACCCCGCCGCCCUCGCUCCCUACCCAUGGCCCCGAGACCUACCCCUGCCAGCUCUGCUUCCCUAGAGUUCCUAACAGCCGAAAGCUCCCAUCCUGUCUCAGCUAUCUGCGGGUCCCAGGCCCCACAGGAGACUAGCCAAUGGCAGCAGGUCCCUAAAACCAGGAAAAACACCUGCAGACAGGUCCUCCGUGCACUUUACCAGCCCAAGGCGUUUGCCCUCUGUUCUCUUGGUGGAGGGCCAAAGAUCCCCCCCUACCCUUGCCCCCAGGCUGGUCUCAGAAUUGCCAUUUGUGGAAAGAGCACGGGGCUCAGAGAGGUCCUGACAGCAGAAGGCAUUGGUGAGAGGUCACAGGGUCAGUUUCAGCUUCCCUGUCCCACCUUGGUCCAGCCAAGCUGUGCACACUCCCCAACCCCAGCCUUGUGGGCCGGCCCGGUCAGAUCUUCUAGCCUCUAACAGCAUUCCAUCUUGAACCGGUCUGGGCUCCAAAAGCAGGCUUGGACAGAAACCAGUUUUUAAAGCUGAUUUUAGAAUAAGAAACAUCAAAUAUUUUCAAACCCACGGACUCUUAGAGGUAAAGCCCUGCAGUAGCGAACAGCAUCCUCUCUGCCUUCUGGGAGUGGCAUUGUCAGGCCCUCCGGCAUCCCACCAACUCCCACCCAAGGGCCCAUGUUGGUGGGGACCCAAGGGAACCCCAGGUGACACUAGAACUCACAUCUGCGGCUCUCAGAUACCCACCCAAGAGGAAGUAGAGAGGUGGGGUGCCGGGGUGGCUGCAGAAGGGCCGGCCAGCACCUCAGCUCGGCACAGCCCCUGGCCUCAGGGAGGAAAGUGUUGCCCCUUUAGUUUGCAGACAGGAAAGCAGGACUUGCCCGGGGCUUCAGGCUACACAGAUACUCGAGUCUGAGUUUAGUUCAAAAAAGGCACAAGUGGAAAAGGACAAGAAAACCUGUCAGGGCUAGACAGCAUGUAACGUGUGGUUUUCAGUCAUUGUUUCAGCCACAUCCUCUGUGGAUAUGACAACCUUCCCUCCUCCAUCGUCGUCUCUGUGAGAGCUCUCUGCCAGCCACGCCACACACACCCCCGCCCCCAACCUGAAACAGAGGGCAGGUGAUGUGCCCGGCUAUGCACUCUGGAGAGUUAGGAAGUCCUUCUGGUGAUCUUACACCCAGCCCGCUGCAGUUUCUCUGGGCCUGUCCUCACUGGAAAAAAAACAGUCUCCAUCUCAAGAUAGCUGCUGGGGUGUCCUGCUGACUCCCCACACGCAGGGGGGGGUCCCCACCCCUUCUCAGGAAGCAGCUGCAAAUCCAUUGCCCUGGUCCCCUCCCCCCCC
Neogale vison (American mink) is the source of this 3352-nucleotide messenger RNA. RefSeq names its product RUNX family transcription factor 3 (gene RUNX3). Gene Ontology annotation, cellular component: nucleus. The record is from RefSeq and is a predicted model, not a curated record. NCBI's taxonomy places the organism in Eukaryota, Metazoa, Chordata, Mammalia, Carnivora, Mustelidae. Gene Ontology annotation, molecular function: DNA-binding transcription factor activity, RNA polymerase II-specific; RNA polymerase II cis-regulatory region sequence-specific DNA binding; ATP binding. The transcript is spliced from 6 exons. Gene Ontology annotation, biological process: hemopoiesis; regulation of cell differentiation; regulation of transcription by RNA polymerase II. Bases 73 to 1371 code for a protein of 432 amino acids.